Messenger RNA from Filobasidium floriforme, 2890 nucleotides. Its product is annotated as heterokaryon incompatibility protein HET-C. The transcript has 19 exons. The coding region runs from base 192 to 2762 and encodes 856 amino acids. NCBI's taxonomy places the organism in Eukaryota, Fungi, Basidiomycota, Tremellomycetes, Filobasidiales, Filobasidiaceae. The record is from RefSeq and is a predicted model, not a curated record.
AUGAGAGAUCCUAGAGAUUAGAGUGGUCGGAACAUACUCAUCAAAAUCUGCAACUCGUUUGCUACAAAGACACAGUGUCCUGGAACUAGUCAAGCAGACCAAGACCGAUUAGUACAACCCAUCGUGUCGAUACACCCGAGAACAAAGAACGAGUAGACACCGAAAUCGCACCCACUAUACAACGAGUAGGAAUGCCGUCGACCACCUUCCUCGUCCUCCUCUCCGUCCUCGCCAUCCUCGCACACGCUCAACCAGCGGUAGCGUUCGGAGCGGGGAACAUCCCUUCGUACGCUUAUCUCGAGGGAAAAGCCUUUCGACAUGGAGAUAUCGAAGACGUCCUAGAGAAGCUGGCCAAGACGGCGGGUGGAGGGUUUAUGGCCGCACUCGGGGGUACCAAGAAGUUUGGGGGGCUCGACAUCAAGCGAGUCUACUUUGGAAACUGGCUUCGAGACUACUCUCAAGCGGUUGACAAGGCCGGGUUGCAAAAGUUGCCCUUGCAGACGAUCAUCAACGUGGUCAUGGUCCUCGGCUUCUUGGCUCAUGGUUACGCUACUGCCGAGUUCGAAGUCACCAAGGAACGUCUCGGCGUCUACCUCCCCACGGAACACAUUGACAACCCGAAAGAUUACGCCGACAACGAGGACGCGCGGAAAUACGACCCGAGACUGAGAGGACCGGUCGAUCCGAGAGAAUUGGAGGUGGACCCGAGGACGGGAAUGAAGAACUAUAUCGCCAAUGAGAAUGGCAGCUGGGACACGUCCAAAUCGCUCGUCCGCCGCGUCUUGACCGCUUGUAUCCAGGCGGGUCGAGAGGCCAGGUCUACGGGUAAUAACGAUGCCUUGUACGAGGCUUAUCGGUUGAUGGGCAGUGCGCUGCACACGCUUGAAGACUUUACCGCCCACUCGAACUGGUGCGAGCUUGCUCUUCAGUCCAUGGGACAUCGAGAAGUCUUUGCGCAUGUCGGGCGUAACGUCACCGUGCACGCGCCGAACGGUCAGAACGUGCCCAUCCUCGUUACCGGGACCUUUGGAGGCAACGAUUUCAUCCACUCGCUCUUGGGCGAGGCUGGCGAUCAUUUGAGUUCCGCUUCGGUGUCCGAGCUGAACACCAAGGUCGCAUCGGCCCGAUCCGCCAGCGGCAACGACGACGUCCUCCGUCAGCUCUUCACCAGCCUUCCUGGGAGCGCCGGAGGUCAGCUCAGUAGGGAGAUGAGCGAUGUGCAGAACAUCAGAUCUGGUCCGGGCGCUAUGGAUCCAGAGAUGAUGACCCCUCAGCAGUUGCACGAUACGCUCUGGAAGGUUCUGUCUUUCAGGGAUAGCGUCUCCAAGACGAUCGAGAACACUUUGGAGAAGAUUCCCGGGCUCGGCUCGCUAGUUGAGAAGAUUAGCAGCAGCAUUAGCGUGUUCGUCUUUACCACUCUCGAACCUUACAUGAAGCCCAUCAUCAAAAGCGCGACCACGGGACUUGCUCAGGGUAGUGCCGAGGUCAUCUCGUCGCACGACCAGCUCGAGGUCUUCCACGACCCCAACGCUUCUGAUCCCACCCACAGUUUCUUGAGUAAAGAUCAUUUCAAUCUGAUUUUGAACGAACCCGCUGGCCAGAUCGCGCAAGUCAUUGUCGAGUAUGCGGUCGAGAGGAUCGUCAAGGCUUGGGAUGAUACCUCGAUGGAUCCUCGGCAGAGCACCGAAGAUAUCCUGCAGUGUUUGUUCCACCCGUACUUCCACAACAGUCAAUCCGAGAUUCAGCGCCUCAUGCUGGAGAGGAUGCGUCAAUGGUUCCAAGCACAAGGUCGCAACCAGGGCGAGAUCAUCAAGCGAUUGUCGAUGGAUUCGGUCCAGAAUCACAAGAACACGCGAAUCGGUAGCACCGACACUGCUCACAAUCACUCGCACGGCAUGCUUCCCGAGGGGGGUUUGCAAGGAUUUGUUGCUCAGCAGAACAUGCAUGUUCCCGGAGCUUCGGUCUUGAACGCAGGUCAAGACAUCAUGGGAGGCAAGAUGCCUUGGCAGCAAGGAUUCGGGACUGGCACGGCUGGUGGAGCUACGGCAUGGAGGGGUAUGGAUAACGAGGGCGUCGCUCCUCCCAUCCAGACUAGCGGGUAUCACGGGCAGCAGCAGUCUUACAGCGCGCCCUCGUACGAAGACGGCAAUGGCGGGAGCGGUGGAUACAACGCUCCUCCUGUUCAGCAUUCCAGCUACCAGGCGCCUCAGCCCUCUUACGGCGCGCCUUCGUAUGACAACAGCGAUAGCGGGGAUUACCGCAGACACUCGCAAGGGUUUGCCGGCGGUGCGCCUUCUUAUGGUCAGCCUGCUCCGCAGCAACACGCCGGGUAUGGCGGUCAGUCGGGUGGUCACGGUUACGGUGGAGGAGAUGCUUAUAACAGCGGCGGCCAAGGAGGUUACGGUGGGGAUGACUACAACAGCCGACCUGCUCAACAAUCGUACAACGCGCCUUCCUAUGGGGGCGGUGGCGAUGAUGACAGUGGGUACCCCGGUGCUCGUCGUCAUCAUCAGCCUGGCGGUCACCACGGCGGAACCGACUCGUACGGCGCUCCUGCUUAUGGCGGAGGAAGCCAACCGGGAGGGUACGGGGGUGGGCCUCCUGGAGGAUACGGUGGCGGCUAUGACCAAGGUCCUCCUCCUCCUCCUGGCCCUCCUCCUCAUCAAGGUGGAUACGACCCUAAUCAACAGGGCUAUGGCGGUGCACCUCAAUAUGGGGGUGGCGCCCCGACCUAUGGAGGUGGUUACGGUGGUGGAUACUAAGUCCGCUGUCGCCCGGAGUCUUUGCUUGAUCUAGAAUGCAGUAGGGGUUUUCUACAUAUCCGUAAUGAACUUGUGUUUAAGGAUGUAGUCAGAUGUCACGAAUGCGAAUAUCUCCCCUGGCGGACGGG